Molecule: messenger RNA, 4603 nt
Organism: Sus scrofa (pig)
Lineage: Eukaryota; Metazoa; Chordata; Mammalia; Artiodactyla; Suidae
Gene: JAG2
Product: jagged canonical Notch ligand 2
Biological process (GO): Notch signaling pathway; multicellular organism development; cell communication
Cellular component (GO): membrane
Molecular function (GO): calcium ion binding; Notch binding
Source: RefSeq, a predicted model, not a curated record
GGCGGGGUCGAGGCGGCGAUGCGGGCUUGGGGACGGGGGCGCCUGCCCCGGCGGCUGCUGCUUCUGCUGGCGCUCUGCGUGCAGGCGGCACGGCCCAUGGGCUAUUUCGAGCUGCAGCUGAGCGCGCUGCGGAACGUGAACGGGGAGCUGCUGAGCGGCGCCUGCUGUGACGGCGACGGCCGGACGACGCGCGCGGGGGGCUGCGGUCACGACGAGUGCGACACGUACGUGCGCGUGUGCCUCAAGGAGUACCAGGCCAAGGUGACGCCCACGGGGCCCUGCAACUACGGCCACGGCGCCACGCCCGUGCUGGGCGGCAACUCUUUCUACCUGCCGCCGGCGGGCGCCGCGGGGGACCGGGCGCGGGCGCGGGCCCGGGCCGGCGGCGACCAGGACCCGGGCCUCGUCGUCAUCCCCUUCCAGUUCGCCUGGCCGCGCUCCUUCACCCUCAUUGUGGAGGCCUGGGACUGGGACAACGACACCACACCUGAUGAGGAGCUGCUGAUCGAGCGGGUGUCGCACGCGGGCAUGAUCAACCCCGAGGACCGCUGGAAGAGCCUGCACUUCAGCGGCCACGUGGCGCACCUGGAGCUGAAGAUCCGCGUGCGCUGCGACGAGAACUACUACAGCGCCACCUGCAACAAGUUCUGCCGGCCCCGCAACGACUUCUUUGGCCACUACACCUGCGACCAGUACGGCAACAAGGCCUGCAUGGACGGCUGGAUGGGCAAGGAAUGCAAGGAAGCUGUGUGUAAACAAGGAUGCAACCUGCUGCACGGAGGGUGCGCGGUGCCCGGGGAGUGUCGGUGCAGCUACGGCUGGCAGGGGAGAUUCUGUGACGAGUGCGUCCCGUACCCGGGCUGCGUGCACGGCAGCUGUGUGGAGCCCUGGCAAUGCAACUGCGAGACCAACUGGGGCGGCCUGCUCUGCAACAAAGACUUGAACUACUGUGGCAGCCACCACCCCUGUACCCACGGCGGUACAUGCAUCAACGCAGAGCCCGACCAGUACCGCUGCGUCUGCCCGGACGGCUACUCGGGCAGGAACUGCGAGCGGGCUGAGCACGCCUGCGCCUCCAACCCGUGUGCCAAUGGGGGCUCCUGCCACGAGGUGCCCUCGGGCUUUGAAUGCCACUGCCCGGCGGGCUGGAGCGGGCCCACCUGUGCGCUUGACAUUGACGAGUGCGCCUCCAGUCCCUGUGCAGCUGGGGGCACCUGCGUGGACCAGGUGGACGGCUUCGAGUGCAUCUGUCCUGAGCAGUGGGUGGGGGCCACCUGCCAGCUGGACGCCAAUGAGUGCGAAGGGAAGCCGUGCCUUAAUGCUUUUUCUUGCAAAAACCUGAUUGGUGGCUAUUACUGUGAUUGCGUCCCGGGCUGGAUGGGCGUCAACUGCCACAUCAACAUCAAUGACUGUCGGGGGCAGUGUCAGCAUGGCGGCACCUGCAAGGACCUGGUGAAUGGCUACCAGUGCGUGUGCCCACGGGGUUUCGGUGGCCGGCACUGUGAGCGCGAACUGGACGAGUGCGCCAGCAGCCCCUGCCACGGCGGCUUCUGCCAAGACCUGGUUGACGGUUUCCGCUGCCACUGCCCCCAGGGCUUCUCCGGGCCGCUCUGUGAGGUGGACAUCGACUUCUGUGAGCCAAGCCCCUGCCAGAAUGGUGCCCCUUGCUACAACCUGGAGGGCGACUAUUACUGUGCGUGCCCUGACCACGUGAGCGGCAAGAACUGCUCUGAGCUGCGUGAGCCUUGCCCAGGCGGGGCCUGCAGAGUGGUCGAUGGCUGCGGGUUGGAGCCCGGGACCCGGGUGGCCGGCGGCGUGGCCCCCUCCAGCGUGUGUGGCCCCCACGGACACUGUGUCAGCCAGCCUGGGGGCAACUUUUCCUGUGUCUGUGACAGCGGCUUCACGGGCACCUACUGCCACGAGAACAUCGACGACUGCCUGGGCCAGCCGUGCCGCAACGGGGGCACCUGCAUCGACGAGGUGGACGCCUUCCGCUGCUUCUGCCCCAGUGGCUGGGAGGGCGAGCUCUGCGACACCAAUCCCAACGACUGCCUCCCCGAUCCCUGCCACAGCCGCGGCCGCUGCUACGACCUGGUCAACGACUUCUACUGCGCGUGUGACGACGGCUGGAAGGGCAAGACCUGCCACUCGCGUGAGUCCCAGUGUGACGCUUACACCUGCGGCAAUGGGGGCACCUGCUAUGACAGCGGCGACACCUUCCGCUGCGCCUGCCCCCCCGGCUGGAGGGGCAGCACCUGCAACAUCGCCAAGAACAGCAGCUGCCUGCCCAAUCCCUGUGUGAACGGGGGCACCUGUGUGGGCAGCGGGGACUCUUUCUCCUGCAUCUGCCGGGACGGCUGGGAGGGCCGAACCUGCACGCACAAUACCAACGACUGCAAUCCUCUGCCUUGCUACAACGGUGGCGUCUGCGUGGAUGGUGUCAACUGGUUCCGCUGCGAGUGUGCGCCCGGCUUCGCGGGUCCCGACUGCCGCAUCAACAUUGACGAGUGCCAGUCUUCGCCUUGUGCCUACGGGGCCACGUGUGUGGACGAGAUCAACGGCUACCGCUGCAGCUGCCCGCCCGGCCGGGCCGGCCCGCGGUGCCAGGAGGUGAUGGUGUUCGGGAGGUCUUGCUGGUCGCAGGGUGUGCCCUUCCCACACGGGAGCUCCUGGGUGGAGGAUUGCAACAGCUGCCGCUGCCUGGAUGGCCGCCGGGACUGCAGCAAGGUGUGGUGUGGGAGGAAGCCUUGCCUGCUGGCCGGCCGGUCUGCUGCCCUGAAUGCCCAGUGCCCGCCUGGGCAGCGGUGCCAGGAGAAGGCCCCAGGCCAAUGCUUGCAGCCACCCUGUGCGGCCUGGGGGGAGUGUGGCGCCGAGGAGGCCCUGCUGCCCAGCACCCCCUGCCGGCCGCGCUCCGGCCACCUGGACAACAACUGUGCUCGCCUCACCCUGCGCUUCAACCGCGACCAGGUGCCCCAGGGCACCACCGUGGGUGCCAUCUGCUCAGGGAUCCGGGCUCUCCCAGCCACGCGGGCGGUGGCCCGGGACCGCUUGCUUGUGCUGCUCUGUGACCGGCCGUCCUCAGAGGCCAGCGCAGUGGAGGUGGCCUUGUCCUUCAGCCCGGCCCGGGACCUGCCCGACAGCAGCCUGAUCCAGAGCGCGGCCCACGCCAUCGUGGCCGCCAUCACCCAGCGGGGCAACGGCUCGCUGCUGCUGGCCGUCAGCGAGGUCAAGGUGGAGACGGUCGUCAUAGGCAGCUCGUCCACAGGUCUGCUGGUGUCGGUGCUGUGCGGCGUGUUCAGCGUGCUGUGUCUGGCGUGCGUGGUCACCUGCGUGUGGUGGACCCGCAAGCGCAGGAAAGAGCGGGAGAGGAGCCGGCUGCCGCGGGAGGAGAGCGCCAACAACCAGUGGGCCCCGCUCAACCCCAUCCGCAACCCCAUCGAGCGGCCGGGCGGCCCAGGCGGCGGCCCCAAGGAUGUGCUCUGCCCGUGCAAGAACUUCACGCCGCCCCCGCGCAGGGUGGGCGAGGCGCUGCCCGGGCCGGCGGGCGGCGGGGAGGACGAGGAGGACGAGGAGCCCGGCCGGGGCGAGGACGACGCCCCGGAGGCCGAGAAGUUCCUUGCGCGCAAACUCACCAAAGACCCCAGCUGCUCGCCCGGGAGGCCGGCCCGCUGGGCCCCGGGCCCCAAAGUGGACAACCGCGCCGUCCGGAGCAUCAGCGCUGCGCGCCGCGCCGGCAAGGAGUAGGGCGACCCGGGAGCCCGCCGGGCGCCCCGGGACCCUCGCUGGGCGCCGGGCGCCGCGCCCCCCACCGGACCACAGGAGGCCGAGGCCGUGUGCAUAGUUUAUUUUGUGUAAAAAAGCCCCACCCAAAGCAAAAAACAAAUGUUUAUUUUCUGUGUUUCUUUAACCUUGUAUAAAUUAUUGGAUGACAGGUGGGAAACAAUGGAGUAUUCUCAGAUAGUUGCUAUUUUUGUAACGUGUCUGUGUCGCACGCGCGUGUGGCCGAAGAGAGCAGGUGUGUCCGUGUUCGCACCGGAUUGCUUAUCGUCUGUCACCAGAGGUGGCGAACCAUUUACAGACUCCUCCUUCAUUCCUCACUCGGGGUUCUCGGUGGCCCCAGGCCGGAGAGCCCGUGGGACCCGUGGCUGUCAGUGGGACCACCUGUGGCUGGCAGUGGGACCCACGGCUCUUGGUGGGACCCGUGACGUUCGGCGUGGCGCGUGGCUGUCGGUGGCACCUGUGGUUGCAGCGGGGCGUGAGGUCCUUGGUGGGCCCGAGGCCCGUGGACAGACCCUCGCCGGCCCGUCCCCUGCGGUCCGCCGUCCUCGCUUGCUCCCGCCCGGAACACCUGCCCCAGAGAUCUCUCCACUGUGCUUUCAGAAGUGCCCUUCCUGGCUGCUCUGUUCCCCGGGACGGUGGCAGUAUCGAAGCUUGUGACAAGUGCCUUCACACAGACUCUCCCCUCGCAACUGUCAGCGUCUGCCGUGGGCACCGAGCCGCUGCCCGCCUGCCGGCCCCGGCCACCCCUCCUCGUGAAAGUGCAUUUUUGUAAAUAUGUACAUAUUAAAUGAAUCACUCUGUAUAUUUGAUUUAAUAACUUAAA